UCUCACAGAAGAAAAGAAGCUAGAGGACCUUUAUUCAGUGUGGUUUUAGCAAAAUACAGAUGUGGUAGUUUUACUGUAAAUAGCAUAAUGAAGGAGUUUUAUGCAUCAGUUUUUGGCUGCAUUUUGGUUUUGGGGCUGCCUCUCAAUGCUGUGUCCCUGUGGAUUCUACUCUGCUACCACGGCCUGAAGUCGCCUAAUGCAGUCUUCAUGAUCAACCUGGCAAUCUCAGACCUUAUGCUUGCCAUCACCUUGCCUCUGAGGAUCUACUUUUACGCAACAGGAACAUGGCCAUUGGAUAAAAUGAGUUGUGUUUUUAUCACAAUGCUGUUUCGCAACAACAUCCGCUCCAGCUCCAUCUUCAUCACGUUCAUCAGUGUGGACCGGCUGCUGGCUGUGGUUUUUCCGCUAAGGUCACGGCACAUACGAACCCCAUCUAACGCUGUAAAAGGAGCUGCUUUCGCUUGGCUCUGUGUUGUGUUGAUGAAUAUCCCAGAGGGCGUCAGUUUUUCAAGAUAUCUGAACAGUAAGAAUGAAUCGACUUGUUUUGAAUCUGUUUACUCUGGUGAUUCAAAAAAGCUUUCACCCAUUGGCUAUAUUCAGGCCACGCUAAUCCUCGUCAUGCUGGCUGUCAACAUUGGAUGCACUGCCAAGGUAUUUUGGACCCUUUGCCAUCAACUCAGUGACUCUAUGAAUGUGAACAGCAAGAUGAAGGUGAUGGUGCUUUUUGUUCUGAACUUGGUCAUGUUUAUCAUAUGCUUUGCGCCCGUGUCAGUCAUCCCAUUAAUACAACUUACUAAUUCUGAUAUCACACCUGUGGUAUGUCUCGCUACUGUGAACUGCUGCUUGGAUCCACUGUGUUAUUACUUCUCCCUUGAUGCCUUCUGGAAGAAAAGUGAGCAAGAUGACGUGAAAAUAGAAAUUAGGACACAUGAAACGGAGUGAGGUUCAUCAUGCUUUACCUUUUUUGUUGUUUUUGCUGAGUGUUUGUUGGGACUAUUUGUUUUCUUUUAUAUAACCUUUUGUUUGUUUGUUUUUUCCUCUCUGAAAGUAAGACCCAAAUAGAGCUGCGCUUUUAGAGAUGUGUUUUACGUUAUAGCAGCAGAGCCGUAAUGUAGCUUUCUUGGAUGAUGUCAGAUUUAAGCCAGUCUGCAAAACCAUUACAGAACUUGUAGUUUCCUUCCAGUUGGUUUUUGUUUUGGUUUGUAAAUCAAUGUCUAGACUCUCAAAAC
Messenger RNA from Cyprinodon tularosa, 1229 nucleotides. Its product is annotated as lysophosphatidic acid receptor 6-like. The transcript has a single exon. The record is from RefSeq and is a predicted model, not a curated record. Lineage: Eukaryota; Metazoa; Chordata; Actinopteri; Cyprinodontiformes; Cyprinodontidae. Gene Ontology annotation, biological process: phospholipase C-activating G protein-coupled receptor signaling pathway; positive regulation of Rho protein signal transduction. Gene Ontology annotation, molecular function: lysophosphatidic acid receptor activity. The coding region runs from base 88 to 942 and encodes 284 amino acids. Gene Ontology annotation, cellular component: membrane.